UGGGGAUCAGGAAUUAGCGGCUGUGGAGAAAGAAUUCAUGGAUCUCAUGAAGACCGGCAACCUUGCGCCUUUGGUGGACAGGAUACAGAAACCCGGCAUCCUGCCCUCGUCCUUUCCGACUCUCGAAGAAGCUGAGCAUGGCCGUCAGCACCUAGCGAAGCUGAUCUUCGACAAUUACAACCAAUUGAAGGACAUUAUGCAGCACUAUGAGAACUUUAUCACCCAUUCAUGGAACGCAAAGAACAAAAAGUCGCGCGACAAUGUACUCUUGAAAGCUUGGCCAGGAAUGAAUCAGAAGCACAACAUGGCUUUCGAGGAUAUCUUGCAGGAAAAACGCCCGAAUGAACAGAGUUGCAAAUGGCCACACAUCAACCUGGAGGAUUUGAACCAAAAGGGGACCCUUCUGGCCUUUCUGACAAGCCGAGUCCAAGCCAGCCCUUCGGCAUACUACUUCAUGGACAGAGAGGCAUUGAACUUAGGGGAAAGGGCCGGCGUAAUCAGAAUGCCAAUUUUGUCAGAAUAUGGCAUGAUGUUUACAGGAAAAGACUCUGCCCAGGAUUACGGCGAGAUAUUCAAUUUUCACAAUCCGGCAGGAGCAUGGCUGGUUAAGACAAAGCGAGGCUUGUUUGUGCAUCAUGGAUUGAUGACCAUGGAGGCCCAGGCGCGCAUUUAUCAGUUUUUGGUUGACUGUUGCCUUGCGAUUCUGCCCGAUAACCGAAACGAUUGGGAUAAAGCUAAUGCUGCGGCUGAGCUUAAGCUUGCUAAAUCCAUCAAAAAGCCGGGACCCCAAUGGGUAGAGACUAGAAUAGCCGAAAGGAUUGCUCUUGCCCCUUAUUCCCGACCUGGCUAUUUGGACAUCGACCAACUCGUGGACUUGAUCCAAGCAAGAAAGUCCCUUGCUGACUAUGAAGUGCGACUGCUCAGAGAGAGCCCGAAGUACUUUGCGAGCAAGUUAGCAGAAUACGCAGAGCACAGGCCCGAGCAAACUCUCGCGAGCGAGAAACAAGAACCGCAGAGCCUUAAUGAUCUCAAACCUAGCUCCAAGUUGAAGACGCCUGAAUUUUGGGACUCGGUGAUUCGGUCGUUACUGAGGGAUGCCUUUUAUGGAGUUGUAUUCUGGCACGAGAUUUGUGAAUCCCUCGAGGCUCUACAAGCCCUCCUCAGACAGCAUCAGGCGGGCAUCGAUCUCAAAAAGGACCUGCCAAAAGUACUAGAGGAGUCAUUUACCAACUUGUGGCUCAAGCUUGAUCAUUUCAUGGCGAAAGUCACCAGUUACUUGGCGAUCCGUGUGCAAACUUGCCCCAGAAUACGGAAAAAGUUUUUUAAUCCUCCCAAAGACGAAAAGAUUCGACCACGGGAAAACGGUGGGAUUGAGGACCCAAGUUUUGACGACUGCAGGACUCUGCUGCGCCUGUUGGUCUAUCGAGGUAACAUACCGACCCUGCAGCAAAGAAUUACGACCACAGUGAUUGCCGAUGAACUUGAACGACACAUGGAGAACAACCCAAAAGAGGCAAAAAUGAUCUCUGGCUUUAUGAUGCAACGCGUUUCGGACAUGUCUCUUCUCGCAAGUUGCUUCACCCAAAUUUGUAACUUCCAUCCGUGGGCGGCAACUUUUGAGCCCAACGCAAGGGAGAAACAAAAGCAGGACGAAGAUCCUUUGCAAGAAACCAGAGCUCUCAAAAAGAAAUUCAAGAGAUCUUUGGAGGGCGAACCUUUGGACCAGCUUGGGAAGUUCUUCUACGCCAGUGCAUCCUCCACCAUUUGGCCUGGCGGUAACCCCACUCAGAAAUACACCCAACAGAGGCAGGCAUCCGAACGGGAGCUGGACAACUUCUGGCUGAAGGUCGACUCGCUUCUUCAGCCGGUGGUCGACCAAGUGCCGAAUAAUGCCAGAGGACCGUUGCGACCUCCUCCGGCAGGCUCACUUGAGCGCACGCCCGACUGGGUCGAGGAAGAGCCAGCACCAAGUAAAACUAAGCGCGGCUGGGACACGACGGAUUUGGCAAAGGACGUGGAACCAGGUCCUCUAGCGAAGAAACCUAAAACAAAAACGCAUGGCGUCGCUGAUCCAUCGCGAGCAGCACUAGAAGGAGGACCAGGACAGCAGGCAGCUCCGGAACCACUCAAGAUCAAAGUGAACGAGGAAGACUUUGAGGUCUUCACUGUGUUGUUCCACAUACCAGGCCAUGUUCCAAGGAGAGAAUUGUCUUGGGUAAGAUUUAAACAGGCAAUGGGCAGAUUGAACUUCGAAAUUCACAAAGACGGGGGCUCGGCCUGGCAUUUCACACCACCAGCGAAUUUGGGGACUCGUUCAAUCAGUUUUCACGCUCCACACCCGGACAAUACUCAUCCCCUAGCGAUUUGGAGGAGGAUAGGUUGGAGAUUGGGUAACAAAUAUGGCUGGGAUGGAUCUACAUUCGAGCUGGAGGGCUAA
Molecule: messenger RNA, 2437 nt
Organism: Penicillium cataractarum
Lineage: Eukaryota; Fungi; Ascomycota; Eurotiomycetes; Eurotiales; Aspergillaceae
Exons: 1
Source: RefSeq, a predicted model, not a curated record